CUCGUGGCUGUUCACCACCAAGUGGAUGGGCCCUGGUGCUCCGCAUCGUAGACGGACGAGGGGAACAGCGGAUCAGAAUUCCGCUUUCUCAGUGUCACUUUGACCGCACGUCCGAAACCGCGUCACAUCAUUCGACAACGCGAUAGCGAGUAGCUACUUCUCGCCGAUUGGCGAACCGAAAUCGCGGGUGACAGCUGGAAGUUGUCGCGAGGCGACACUCGAUUGUCAGUCAGUUGAAGAAGAGAGAAGCUGAUGAUAGAAAAAUAGAGAAAAAUUUGAUUAAAAAAUACGUACAAUCGAGGAGGUGAUACAAAAUCUGUAGAUCAACGAAUCGUUCCGCGACCCGAAAUUUGUGGGAAAUCGAGGGCCUAACAAUUAUACCAUAGAGCCUAAUGAUCGAAGAAUAAAAAAAUAAUUGGUGUAAAUAAUAACGUAUAAUAAUUAUUACAAAUCAAUGGUGAGUUUCGUUGUGCGAGGUUUGAGUAAAGGUUGAGAAGAGGACCCUCAAAACUAAUUAAACAAUAAUAAGUCUUGUUGUGAUCCAUUCAUUAACGAUCGAGGAAAUUUUCGCAAUAAAAAAAUAUAUAAUUAAUAAGAAUUAUUAUAAAUCAUAGAACAGUCAUAGAUAAAGCGAUAAGAAAUAAAAAUCGGUUGAAGAUAAAUCGAAUUUAACUUGUGAAACGCGAGGUGAACAUUUUGUGAAAUACACGAUUAUUAGUGACUGAAUUGUGAAGCACGCGAGUUGUGACAAACAAAGUUGUGGUGACAUCAAGCAUCAUGCUCGGUGGAUACGAAGCUCAGACUGAAUACUAUCCGCAGUGGCAUCAGCCGUACAAUUAUGUCACUCAGCUUCCUUACGGACCUCUCGGCUCGAUUCCCGAUGUCGACAGCCAAUCGACGUACUGGGGAGGCGCGGAUUCCGGCAUCUCGGGGGGUAGUUCGGGGGCAGGCAGUCCGACGGCGUCAACGCCACCCUUGAUCGAGGAGAUCGGCGUUCAGGAGCCGAGUUAUUCGCCCCUACAGCAAUACGUGCACCCCUCGAGCGGUCAGCAAUACGCCCUGCCGUACUCUCAAGGCCAACAGGAAACGUCACCCCAUCACCAUCACCUGCACCAUCAUCAUCAUCAACCCAGUUAUCGACGUGACCACGAGUUUGCAAGCAGCCAGAUCAAUCAACAAGUCGUCGGCGGGGUGGUUGGUACCCUUCAGCAGCACCUUCAUCAGGGUGUUCACGAGGGUGGAGACGUCUCGGUCAGACCACCCAAAAGACGAAACACCGCAAACAAGAAGGAAAGGAGACGCACUCAAAGCAUAAACAACGCGUUCGCCGAUCUGAGAGAUUGCAUUCCAAAUGUCCCCGUUGAUACCAAGCUCUCGAAGAUCAAGACUCUGAGGCUGGCGGCGUCCUACAUCGGAUACCUGAUGGCAGUCCUCGAGAGCGACGAGGGAGAAGAGCCGCAGACCUUCCGUGCCGAGAUCCUCUCGAACGGCAGGAGGAAGACGACUCAACCUAAUCAGAACGAGUCGUGUUUGCAAUCUGCCUCGAGUCUCGGCCACGAAGAACCGACCAAGAGCAAAGGACGAACGGGUUGGCCGCAGCACAUGUGGGCUCUCGAAUUGAAGCAAGAAUCACCGACCGGCCAGAUGCAAUAAAACAUACCGGAGACACCCCUGUCAAAACAUAUCCGCAAUAUUUCACGAAAUAUCGCUUGAAACGAACGUUACUUUCUUUUUGCGCCUGACGUUGCUUCCCGCCAUCGGGAAGAAACGUGGGGUCGCAAUUUAACCAUCGUUGCGUUGUUCAAAGAAUCACGAUUUUUUAGACUUCUGUCACGAGCCAAUCGGAAGAAAUCCAAAAUUAUCGCAAGAAGUAUCUAAUACAUAAUUGACGAAAUAAUGCCGCUGCGCAAAGGAAACAUUUACUUCAUAAUGUUCAAACUUUGGGAAAAAUGUUGAGAAAUCGUGAUAAAUCCUAAUAAAGGCUAUUAUAAUAUUAUAAUAUUAUUCGAUGUAAAAACGGUAGAAUCGUUUGUACAUAACGCGCGUUUAUGAUUGUUGUGUGUAUACAUAGAGUUCUCCUGUAGCGAUCAGUGUUCACAUGUCGAGCCAAAGAAUGUUAUUUUAUUCAGUAAAUUUAGGAAUUUCGAGCGCGACGCGCGUCGACUAGACUUAAGAGUCUUUGUAAAGUUUUGUAUAAAGCAUCACACAUUAGAAAUGUAUAAAGUGUCGUUAGCAAUAAACAAUUUAGUAUAAUGAAAAA
Messenger RNA from Ooceraea biroi (clonal raider ant), 2260 nucleotides. It is a transcript of the gene Hand, whose product is annotated as heart- and neural crest derivatives-expressed protein. Lineage: Eukaryota; Metazoa; Arthropoda; Insecta; Hymenoptera; Formicidae. The record is from RefSeq and is a predicted model, not a curated record. Gene Ontology annotation, biological process: developmental process; regulation of transcription by RNA polymerase II. Gene Ontology annotation, molecular function: protein dimerization activity; DNA-binding transcription factor activity, RNA polymerase II-specific; RNA polymerase II transcription regulatory region sequence-specific DNA binding.